AUGGCACGAGAGUCGCGUCAAGUACUGGUCGAUGAGGAGAUUUCAACGAUGUCCACAGAUGAGGAUUUGGGGGUCGUGAAGGAAAAGCAGGCCUGGCGCGAAAAGUACAUCGUACCCUUUGUCUUCAUUGGCUUUAUCGUCAUCAGAGCGUUGGACCGCAUUUUUCUCUACCGCGUGCAAAAGUCCAUGGCGGAUUAUACAGCCAUCUUAAUGAGCAUCUAUUGGCCUCCCAUGGUACAGGUCAUGUGUUUCUUGGUCUCGUUGGCCUAUGUCUUCAGAAAGCGGCAGAGUGAUAAAUCCUACAACAUGGCCUGGUUUUCGCCCUUCAGCGAACGCGCCAGUUCGCAGGGCGCCGUGCCGCAGAAAUGGAUUGCGCAGUUUGCCCUCUACGAUCAAGUGAACGCCAUUCUGUCCGCUCCUCCCUCACCCUUUAUCCCAUUGGUACUGCAGACGCCGUUGAACAAUUUGGUGGUUCUCUUCACAGCUUUCACGGCAUUUUUCUACCUGAAGACGCGUUUCAAGAUGGUCCACUAUGCAGGAAUUUGCAUCAUCCUGUGCUCCUGCCUGGUUGGUGUGUUGGUGGAGCUCCAGGGCCCGCAGCCCAUCAUCUGCCGUGGCCUUCACGGUGCCGCCGACGCCAUGAAGAAUCCCGCCACCGCGGCCACGGUGCCGCAGGAGACCAGGUGGUUAGUGCAGAACGCGACUGAUGACUGUGUCACUGGCCUACCUCCAUACAAGAACGCUGAUGGCGAGAUCAUUUAUAUUGCCUUCGGAACGCUUGCGACCAUGUACUUGCUCUACAUCUUUGCAAUCAUCCCUUCGGCCUUCAGCAAUUGCUACAAGCAGAAGAAGCUCAAGCAGGUGAAUCUUGAUGUGAUGUGGUCCUUCUUUUGGUCCGGGAUGUGGCAGGUCUUCUGGGGUUUCUUGUUGUAUCCACUGAGCUGGGUCCCGUGGCCCACUCCCACGGGGCACAAUGAAGCUGGACCUUCCACCCUUAGUCAGGAUUUGAAAGACUCCUGGACUUGCUUCAUGGGACGUAAUCCCAAGCCUUCGGUGACCACAUGCUCGGCUGAACCUGCCUGGCUGUGGUUCAUGAUGUAUCUCCUCUUCAAUGUCUUCUUCAAUCUCUUCUUCCUGUGGCUCAUUAAACGCCUGAGUGGAACCUGGGCCUCCAUUGGCUCCAUCUUGUGUGGCAACUUGUGUGGCAUUUUCAGUCAGUUCGACCUCUUCGCUGGCCCCUCCGCCCAGAAAUUGACCAUGGAGCAGUGGAUGGCCUUGAUUCUAUCCUCGAUUGCCAUGUGGGUCUACAAUAUUGAAGAAGAGGUCGACGUGAAUGGCAAAAGUGUCUACGGUGAAAAAGAGCAAGGUGAUCACAGAUACGACACCUUCGGUGUCAUGGGCGUGGAUCCGGACGAGGACGAAUAUGCCUCCGACGACGAGCCAAUGGCGCAGACCCCACCGGGCGGCGUGUGCCUCGCGGACUAUUGCGAGAUCUUCGAUGCGUGCCAUCCAGAGGUGACACGCCGGGGCAAGAGUGAUCCAGCCCCCAGCUGCAACAACGAGACCAUGCUGCUUCAGCGUCGCCGAUGUGAGGAGUCCUUGGCCAAGUGCUUGCCCUUGGACCAGGAGGAGUCCCGAAAGCUGCAUGCGAAGUUGUCCCGCCAUUUCUGCCAGAUGAUGGAUUGCAGGAUCCGUGCCGAACGGCACAAGGAACAGAACCAUGAGAUGAUGCCUGUAGUGGUUCUGCUGAUCCUCGUCGUCCUGCUGGGUUUUAUCGCCUUUAGCCUCACGGUUUGUUGUGUGGACUAUUCCGACGACUUCCUCAACUAUUUGGAGGAGUCCAACAUCAUCUCUUCAAGAUGUCGUAGGCGAGCCACUGAGAUGCGUGAGAACACACGGAGCGUGAUGCAUUUGGACCGUACCAAGACCAUUUAA
Molecule: messenger RNA, 1935 nt
Organism: Cladocopium goreaui
Lineage: Eukaryota; Dinophyceae; Suessiales; Symbiodiniaceae
Source: the annotation of a GenBank genome assembly